Drosophila biarmipes is the source of this 2639-nucleotide messenger RNA. RefSeq names its product carcinine transporter. The record is from RefSeq and is a predicted model, not a curated record. Bases 429 to 2225 code for a protein of 598 amino acids. The transcript is spliced from 11 exons. Gene Ontology annotation, molecular function: transmembrane transporter activity. Lineage: Eukaryota; Metazoa; Arthropoda; Insecta; Diptera; Drosophilidae. Gene Ontology annotation, cellular component: membrane. Gene Ontology annotation, biological process: transmembrane transport.
UCACAGUCGACAGUCAAAAGCGGCAGCAGCUCAAACAGAGCAGCAAGAUAAACGCUUGUUUAAUCUAAUAAGCAAAUAGAAACAACGGAGAAAAAUUGGGAUGAAGCUCGAACAGAAUUCAUAAAUCCAAAAAGCAAAAUCAAAAGUGUGAAGAAACCAGGUUUUCAGAAAACAAAUCCAAAAUAGUCAAGUUGUUGUGCGCACACUUAAAACUAGUGAUAUUACCAAGUGACUGGCGCCAAGAAGUGUCUGGCGUGGCCAGAGGUGUUUGGCUAGAAGCUACGACAAUCUUCCGGAGCUAAUUGCCGAGCAAUCUCCUCAUCCGAUCUUCGCUCUGCGCCCCAGAUGCCAUAAAGAUUACAUGCUUAUCAGACCCUACGACUGACUAAGUACUGAGGCACCGCCACCUGGAGAACUGGUAGUGCAAAAUGAGAGACAAGAAGGAACAGGCGAACAGCCGGAAGGCCUCCCAGGCCUCGGGACACUUCUCCCAGAUGGACGUUGACGACUCGGAGUUCAACGAUCCCUUCCAGACCCUGAUGGAGAAGGCCGGCAACCACGGUCGCUACCAAACGCUGUACAAUUUCAUGUUCGUCGGGGGUUUGGCCUGCAGCGGCGCCAUGAUCUACAUGAAUAUAAUCCUGGCCCUCAACAUACCCGAUCACUGGUGCACCGUGCCGGGCAGGGAAAACACCAACUUUACGCUGGAGGAGUGGCGCGAUAUCACCCUGCCCAAACAGGCCGACAAUCGGGGCAGAGAGACCUUCAGCAACUGCCUGAUGUUCCAGACCAACUUUUCAGAGAUCACGGACUGGUCCGCCUGGAACACCAGCCAGCGGACAAAAACUACUGAGGCCUGCCAGAACGGCUGGAGCUACGACAAGACCUGGUACGAGAGCACCAUCCCCACGGACCACAACUGGGUGUGCGCCAAGGAUUUGUUCGUGACAAAUGUGUUCGUGGUGGGUCGUGUGACGGAGGUGGCCGGUUCAUUUAUAUUGGGACAAAUGGGCGACUCCUGUGGUCGCCGCUUCGUGUACUACAUCAGUGUGGUCUUCUGCUCGCUGGGCCGCUUUGGUUCCAUCAUGUGCACCAGCUCGUACACGUGGUUCCUCAUCAUGACCGGCAUCGUGGGCCUCACCGUCAACAGCCUCUUCCAAUCGCCCCAAAUUAUCGGCAUGGAGAUCUCCCGGGAGGAGGACCGCAGUCGGAUUGCCUUCUUCCAGAGCUGCGGCUGGUCCGUGGGCACCACCCUGAUGCCCCUGCUCUACUGGUGGCUGCGCCACUGGGACUCCUUCAUGUGGCUCACCUCGAUACCCACGGCGACGUCCCUGCUUUUUUCCAAAUACGUAAUCGAAUCGCCUCGAUGGUUGAUUAGCAAACGGCGUUUCCGCGAGGCCAUUGUCCAGCUGCAGAAGAUAGCCAAAAUUAACGGCCAUCGCUUCGACAUGACCGAGAAGGAACUGACCGAGAUCUAUAGUCGGGACAAGCAGGAAGUCACCUACGGCAUGGCAUCGCUCUUUGCUAGCUGGCGGUUGGCCCGCAACACAAUCAUCAUGGGCUUCAGUUGGUGCGUGGUGGCCGUCUCCUAUUUCACGCUGGUGCUCUUCAGCUCCCGCAUGGCGGGCAAUCCCUUCCUGAACUUUUUGUACCAGAGCGUUGUGGAGAUCCCCGCCUACGUGGUGGGCCGCUAUCUGGGCGAUACGUAUGGGCGGCGCUUCACCAACUCCGUGUCCUUCCUCGUCGCGUUCGUCACCUGCCUGCCCAUCAUUGUGUACGCGACGGACGAGCGCUACGAGAGCCUGAUGAUCUACCUGGCCACGUUCAUCAAGUUCCUUAACGCCCUCACCUUCUUCACGGCGAACCUGCAGUGCCUGGAGAUCUACCCCACGUGCAUGCGGCAGACGGGCGUCGCCCUGGGCACCAUCCUGGCCAACGCCAUCGGAGUGCUGGCCCCGUACCUGGUCUACCUGGGCACCACCGUGGACAUCCGGGCGCCGUACUACAUUCUGGGCGUGCUCUUCCUGACGGGUGGCAUCGGAGCCCUCUUCCUGCCGGAGACCCUGCACAAGAAGCUGCCGGACACCAUGGAGGAGGCCAGUCACUUCGGACAACACGAUAAAUUCUUCAGUCUGCCGAAACCGCCGCCGGCGGCGGAGAACGACGACAGCCUGUCAUCCCAUCCGGAGUUGGCCAGGCUCAGGCGCUCGGAGACGGCGCCCUGAACUCCCGAACACCCGAACACCUGAAUCCCAGAAUCCUCGAGACUACUCCUUCGAUGUCGAAGUGCUCGCUGGCAAUCGAUUCCCGUAUCCGCAUCCGUAUCCGCACCGCAGCCGUAUCCCUACCCGUUCAACGCUCACGUACCCUUGUGAUGUUACGUUAAGUUUGCCCCAAGUAUUGCGAAUAAAGUAUUGUUAUGUAGGCAGCCGUAAUAAGACCCGCAUAAAUCACAAAUCACCCAGCGCCCGACCAGCGGCGCACAAAGAAAUCCCGGCAAUGAGUUUAUCAGCGCAUCUGUCAGAAAUUUACAAAUUACCUGGGGUGGCUAAUGCUGUGGCUAAUUUAAUAAAUGACGCCCCGCCAGGACCGCACACAUGGCGUAUGCGUAAUGCGUGGCAGGCGUCUGAUUUAUGCAA